AUGUAUGUAUCUCUGGCGUCAUUCUACCUGGAAACAACCCCAGGACCGAUUGACGAAGGCAUUUCGGACUUCAAGAUCUGCCAAAAUAAAUCUGCAGCCAGCAUGCAUCAACCGAAUGCUUCGAAGGUGGCACCAAGCGGUUGGACAGAGAGUAACACAAUCUUCAGAGGAUCAGUAUUGAUGCGUCUUCAUCUUUCGAGGCGAUAUUACUCGUUUUCCAGAGUCCCCAGAUCCAGAGAAGUCGUACUACUUACAGGAGCACUCGGAUUGCCUUUGGCAACGGGACUAGGAGUUUUCUGCUUCACCCGAAGUUUACACCACCAUAAGAUGAAUUCCGUUAAAGAACUGGAGAUUAAGGAUCCGGAGUUUUCGGGAUUUCGAUUACUUGUCUGUAAACCUCCUUAUAUCGAGAAUGCUGAGAUGAAACAGUACUUUUUGCUGCCUGGUGAGAUAGCCAGAGGCGCCGAAGAGGCACGCCUUGCAUUGCGUGAUCGUCUGCAUCCUGAAGAUGUUAUAGUUGCCAGCUAUCCUAAGUCAGGUACUACUUGGUUAUCGGAGUUGGUAUAUUUACUCGUAACCAAUCUGAAUUGGUCAGCGGCGGCUGCGCACAAUCUGGAGGAACGUGUGCCUUACCUUGAAUAUGUGUGGCCCGGGCCUAUCUCUGUGGCCCGGCGAGCUGUUCCACGAAUAAUCAAAACGCACCUCCCAUUUACGUUUCUACCUGAAGAGGUUCAGUUAGGGAAGGCCGCUCGUCUGAUCUACAUUGUACGUGACCCGCGUGACGUGGCUGUAUCUUAUUACCAUUUCGCCCGGUGUUUCAUCCCUGCUGGUUACCGCAACAAGGAAGGACUUCAGGGUUUUGUUGAGCGAUUUCUGCAGGACAAACUACCAUAUAGUCCGUGGACGGAGCAUGUCAAAGGAUACCUAAUGGCAGCUGCAACAAGAUCCGCAAAAGUUUCGCCCAGAGUUCUUAUUGUCCGCUAUGAGGAAUUGAAGUGCGACCCGAUGAAAACUGUCAGAAAAAUCGAAGAAUUUUUGCAUCAAACAAAAAAUCCAAAUCCAACACCUCCAGCGCGGAAGUUGACAGACUCUGAAGUUACUCAAGUCGUUCAACACUGUUCCUUCGAAUCAAUGUCCAAAAACCCAAGUACAAACUUUUCAUGGCUACAGGAGCUCGGGCUAUGGACUCCUUAUACGAAGUUUAUGCGCCGGGGCCAAAUUGGGGAUCAUCAAACAUCUAUGCACCCAAAACAGGCUGAACUAAUCAAGAGGAAAGCAUUAGCAGAAGGCCUAGGUUGGACCUUAAAAGAAGUUGUUACCUCAUCAUCGUGAUGUCCACGUCAACAAAGUCAGCGAGUUUAGCAACAUACCUCAUACUACGAGGAGCAUCGCGGUAACCACACACUACAAAACGCAACUGUAGUAAACUAAGUGAACCGACUCAUCUCACCCAGGUUACUAAAUGGAAGGCUGACGGAAAACAGUCGGACGGUGAGAAACCGUAUCAUAGACAAGGCAUUCAACGGUAUAACACUCGAAUUCGGAGAACCGAACGGCCAAUGGGCUUGCGCGUAACCGAACCACAAGGCAUGAUUCGUGCACUGAACAGAAAACAUGGUCACUUUGGUCUGGAUCAGGUCUCAAAUAACCAUUCAUAAAUGAACAGGUGAAACCGCAUGCAUACUGCCGUAAUCUCGGUGACAGCAACAGCCAUUUCGCCAUUUUUGCAAUGUAAUUUUCAAACUGACACGGAAUUUUCUAAUCUGUCUACAUUAUUGAGCCAAAGUGUUGUUUUGUGUUUUAUGCAAGAACCAUUAACAAAAUCACACCCCUGAUUCCCAUCCAGUAGAAUACAUUUGCUGUGUAUUCACAAUUUAUUCACAAAAGAAUUGCUGGUAGAAGUCAGUCAGUCUUUUGCGCAGAGAAACCGCCGAACGCCCAGUGAAUUAGGUGGGCCACGACUAGGACGUUAACACUAUUGCCUAGGAGGCGGAUGCGCUGCUUUUCGGUGACGUCUUCUGGAAAAGCUGAAAUAAGUGGGAAAACAAUUGAACCAAUACGAGUUGAAAAAUGGUGAAAUUCAGUAUAGCAUAAAAGUAUUGCGUCAAAGUACGGUAAGUGAAGUUAAUCUCCUGUUACGCUCGUGAUAU
Molecule: messenger RNA, 2150 nt
Organism: Opisthorchis viverrini
Lineage: Eukaryota; Metazoa; Platyhelminthes; Trematoda; Opisthorchiida; Opisthorchiidae
Exons: 3
Coding region: 1-1332 (443 amino acids)
Biological process (GO): sulfation
Cellular component (GO): cytoplasm
Molecular function (GO): sulfotransferase activity
Source: RefSeq, a predicted model, not a curated record